AUGUUGCAAAAGCUAUUUCGUACAAAAUCCGUUGUUAAAGAUGUCGAAGAUGCUAAACAUACACAAGCUCUUUUGAAAGCUGAGCCCUGGUCAUCGCCAGCCUUCAAUCCCUCACAAAUCCGCGUGAUCCUAUGCCAAGACACAGGUGACAAAACCAAAUUAACCCUAUUCGACUCGGCGUAUUCGCUAGGCCCAAGCUCGCCCGAAGAACGCACCGUAGGAUUCUCGUCAUCGUGGAGUGGUGUCGGGUUUCUGAGUGGUGGUUUUUUGACUUCGUCCUCGUCGUCGAAUCAGUCGCCAUCGGUGUCAUCCAAAACUCGUGCGAUUAAUAUCGCGAGUAAUGCUAAUACUAUUCAUCAUCCUAUUAAUUCUGCAUCUAUUAGCAAUCAAAAUAGUCAUCAUCACUCUAACCAUCAUACGCAUCAUCCACAUUCAAAUCAUAAUCACCAUGGUGAUAGUAACAAUUUUAUCGAGGGAAAAAGACGUAGUUUUGAUUCAAAUAGCAACGCUAAUAAUAAAUCUAGUGUGCGUACUCUUCCGCCAUCGCUUAAUCGUAAUAACAACAUGCUGGUUAUGCAAAGAAAGGCGUCUCACAACAUCGAUCUAAUCGGCGAGAUGAUGUUUGGUGCUGUUCCAUUAUCAUACAAAGGAAUGACUACCAAAAUCCACUACAUGAAAUCGCCAAAGCCACAAAUUCUUCUGACAAAGUUAUUUUCUAUAAAUACGAACGACUUGGAGCAUUAUUCGCCCGCACGACAACCAUACUCUGAAUCGAGUGACGACGAAUCGCUUCGAUUACCCAUCUACUCGUCUCCACCGUCAAUUUUUCAUCCGGGUCCGCCGAUACUAGGACUACGUACGAGCGGGAUCUCUAUAUCGUCAACUACUUCGUCGCUUUCGACGUCGCCUCGAAACACAUUUACUAAUCGUAGGAUAAGACGGUUUAGUCAAACUAGUAUGGAAAAUGGUGUGUUCAAUCCGACUCCAUUGCCCGGGAGUUUGUCGCGUACUGAUUCAGCGAAUCUUGAAGCAUACAUCACGCUCUAUUAUGUACGCUGUGGGAGUCGUGAUAAGCUUGGAAGACAACGAACUCCUAGAGGAGUUUCUAUUCUCACAUUUCGCAUUACUGGAAAACAGACUACAUCAACUUCAACAAAAAAAUUAAAUAAUGUGGUUGGAAGUAAAUCAUCAUCUGAAACUUUGUGUGCAAACACAAGCGGUUAUCAAUCCAUUACUGCGGCGCAGAACGGUGAUAGUCAAGAAAAAUCAGAGUUUUCAAGAAAAUCGAUAUCAACAAUAAACACUAGCUCAUCAAAUGUGUCACCCAUCGAAAAUAAAACAUCCGCAAAGACACACAUAAAUCAUAAUAGUAGUAUAAAUUCUCAAGCUGUAGAUCUUUGUAUGGAUCAGUUCAUGGAUGUACCGAUGCCAAAGUCACAAGUUUCCGCAACUAUUCCCGACUCAUCAUCAUCAUUACACACAAAACAAAGUUCAACAAAUGGCAAUAAGUCCACUAAGACGACAACCACCACAGCAAAACCCUAUUCAUAUCGUGCAGACGAAUUAUACGUAAAGUCUUAUGGUCGUUCGUUGAUGGUUGGCUUGUGCGAUUCUUAUAUGUCGGAUUUUGUGCUGAUGGGAUUACCGCGUUUCGAUUUUCAAGAUUUAUUGGAAACUGAUUUAAAAGAUUCCGUGCAGCAAUUUUCAUUGCCAGACGAACCGGUGACACGAUCUUUUUGUAUAUUAGGAAACCUCAAUAACCUGAAUUGUACCGUACUUGGCUACGAAGCUUACAAUCAUCCUAAUCACCAUCCGAAUUCAACGGUUCCAAAUCAAUCAUCGUCAUCAACUAGGAGAGUUAGCAUCGAGGGAGACCAGAUUCGGGACGGACCAAUGAUUUGUCAUCGACCUCAAAUGUCUAAUUAUGUUUAUACGUUACUACGUGAAUGCAAAAAUUUGUUCGUGAAAAUGAAUAUGCCAGCUGAUUCGGCAAGUAUCUAUAUAUGCCUUGAUUACUUGGAAGACCAACUUCGGAUACUAUACCUAAAGUCGUUAAUGUACAAAAAACUGUUGCUCAAUAUCCGCACAGCGUCAAAAACCCCACAGAUUUAUCAAGUCCCGUCCACAAAAGACACGCAACCAAUUGAUUUAUGUUCGAUCUUGGGAUUACACGAAUCCGAUAUGGCGCUUGUUGACGCCAUUAGUUCGACCUUUUAG
This is a messenger RNA of Ambispora leptoticha, 2217 nucleotides long. NCBI's taxonomy places the organism in Eukaryota, Fungi, Glomeromycota, Glomeromycetes, Archaeosporales, Ambisporaceae. The record is from the annotation of a GenBank genome assembly.